Trichoderma aggressivum f. europaeum is the source of this 738-nucleotide messenger RNA. RefSeq lists its product as uncharacterized. The transcript has a single exon. NCBI's taxonomy places the organism in Eukaryota, Fungi, Ascomycota, Sordariomycetes, Hypocreales, Hypocreaceae. The coding region runs from base 1 to 738 and encodes 245 amino acids. The record is from RefSeq and is a predicted model, not a curated record.
AUGGCCGCGAGGAUGGUGAUGGGGAAGACGGAGGAGAGAAACGGGGGACAGGAGGCAGAGGGAAGAAAAAGGCGAGCGGCGGUGGGUUGGGGAGGGGGGGUCCCCUGGCGGCCUGGGGGCACAACUGGGCGCUGCCAGUGGCUAACGCUGCUGCCAGUGGGUGGGCGGAGGGAUCGCAGCCGCAUUGCUAGUGCCUGUAGCCUCUGCGUCCAGGGCCCUCUGCCCACGAGUUCCACGGCCGGCAAACAGACCACUGCACAGCACAGGGCUCGACCACCCCCAACUCGUCCAGGCGCAGAUGCAGCUGCUGCGGGUACUCGUAUGGACGCAGGUACGGUACAGACAGUGGACGUGUCGGAUACACAUCAAUGGAUUGCCUUUUGCGCGGCCAGGAGAGCGGUUUCGCGUUGGGGGGGGACCGGCGACGACGUGCGACGCCAGGUACCGCAGAGGUACCGCACGGGUAGGCUCCAUGGCCUGGAGCCGGACCAGGCUCAGGCGCAGGCUCAGGAACAGGAACAGGCACUGGCUGGCUCAGGCACAAGAGCGCUAGCCACAGUCCCCUCCACACUGUCCCGAACCCUGGCGGCCCUGCAUCCGCCGGUCAAGGCCAGCUGGUCAGAGCUUUUGCCUGCUCUAGACAGCCGUUGGCGCCAGGGCCGCGAGGAGGGUGGAAGGUGGAGGGGUACCGGCUGGGGACAACAGCUUCGGAGCCGGCCAACGGCGUCAUCGACGUAG